CUCUCGAGGCGGAUCCCGGAGGCCAUAGGGAAUAGUUCAGGGGCUUGCCGGUCAGACUGGAGCCUGGGCUUCACUCAGGAAUGGCACUUCCUGGCCGUGGCAACCCUCUGAGAGUUUCGGAGGGCCGGGGAGUGGGUGUGCCUUGGGUGCCCAGGCUGUAUGUGAGGCGGGACCUGGGCAGCAGAGCCAGAGUUUAGAUUUGAGGCAGGGCCUAGGUUUGGGGAUCCAGGCUCAAGUUUGACAUAUGAAGUCUCUGAAUAGUAUUGGCGACUUGGGGGUCACCGAUUAGAACCUGUAGUCUUGGGAUUUGUGUCUGGAUAGAACAAUUUUUGGGAAAAAUGAAAAUCUUGGGUUUUGUGACUGGAAACUUUCCUGUUGGAAUCAGAGAUACUAAUGUGGGAAUCUAGAAGCCUAGAGUAUAAUUUAGGGGCCUGAGGUCUAAUUUUGGAAAAUUGAAGUCUCAGUAUAGAUUUAGGGUCUAGAAUCUUAAUAUAGAAUAUGAGGUGUGAGAUUUAGGGUCUGGAGUCCCAGUUUGGAACUUUGAGAACUGUUAAGUCCUGGAGUCCCCCAGAUUGAAUAUGGGGCUGCAGUUUUAGAGUUUGGGUUUUAGAUAGAACUCACAUGUGAGAUCUCAGUUUAGUCUUAGGGGCACAGUUUGAGGGUCUGAAGAGACAGUUUGAGGGUCUAGAGGUCUUCCUUUUCAGAUCUGAGGUAAAUUUUGGGGGUUGAGGUUUGCUUUGGGGAGCUCAGGUUUCUUACUUUAUUUAGGGUUUGGGUUCUCAAUAUUAAGAUUUCUGGUCUGUGUUCUUAAUACUAGAAUUGGGCUCAUAUUUGGAGAUCAGAAGUUGACAGUUUAGGGGUCUAGAAUACCUCAGUAUUAGAGUUUAAGGCUUUUAGAUUUGGGAAAGUCUCCUUUUUAGGCUCUAGGUCCUCAUUUUGGGCAUUUAAAGUCAUACGGUUGCUGUCUUAAUAUCAUAGUUUAAAUAUCUUAAGUCACAGUUUUCAGGUCUGCUCUCCACUGCAGAGUCUGACAUCUCAUUAUUAAGACUAAAGCUCUGAAGUCAAAGUUUGGAAAUCUGCUUUUAAUUUUAGGUCUGGAUCAUGAUUUACAAGCCCAAAUUUACAACUUGAGAUUCAUGGACUUCAGUUUAGACUUUGGACAUUUUCAUUUGUUCUAUUGGCCUGUGUUUAUGGGGACUCAGAACUUUUGGGGGGAUCUCUUGAGUGCUCAAAGGAGCACCAUGGUGGGAAAUGAGGUGGCCUAUCAUGCUGUGCAUUCCUCUUGGAAUCCCAGAGGUCACUAAUAAUUCUUUCUUUUCCCCUCUUUGCAGAUGUGGGAUUCCAGCAUACACGUGUGUUCUCCUGAACAGCCCAGAACCAACUCCCUGAGUCCCAGUGACAGGAAGCAGAGGAAAAACCACACCAGCAAACUGCAAGAGCUGGCAUUGCUGCUGCCCGUGACCCUGAAGACUGGUACCAAGAAGCUCACCAAGAAGGAGAUUCUCUUGCACGUCCUGCAGUACAUUCACUACCUACAGAGCUGCAUCAGUGUGGCCAAGGCCUUGCUCCAACUCCACACCACCCAUGGGCAAGGCGGCCUCGGGGGGCUGGGUUGGAACCCUGCUGCAGGCUCUGCAAAGCAGAGACUCUCCACCCCGUCCAGCUCCCCACACUCUCAGAAGUCCCGUCUUUGGGGAGCAUGCCGAAAACCUCGGAAGAAAAAGCCAACCCGAGUGUCAGAAUGCCAGACCCGGGCCCAGAACCCUCGUCGUUGUCUGGCCCUGGAGAAGCCUGAGAAGCUGGAGACCCCAUCUCCAGACCAGAAAGGAGGAAACAUGGUGGAGACCAUCACCCCUCCAAGAUGCUGGGACUCCUGCAAUCUCCCCAAGGCUGAGACAUCCUCAUCUCAAGGCUGCUGUGUAAAAGAUGAUACUCAGGAUUUGGGGUCUUAUCCUGCUUUUGAAGCCCAGCAAGGGGUCAAGAUGAUCCAUUUUCUCAACAAGACCCCGCCUGGUCCCAGGGAGAAGCUGGUGUUCUAUGAUUCUGGCAAGGAGGUGGGCAAGGAGUCUCCAAAUGCCGACCCUUGGCUUCCUGCCUGGACUGCAGAGGGCAGCCCCCAAGAGAGCCCACUGGCCUUGGGGCUUCCCCAGAUUACCAACGAGAUCGAGACAGACCCCCUGAAGGAGAUCCUAGGGCUCAGCCCCUCCCUCUUCAGCUCCCCAGGGAAACUGCUGCCCGAACAGAUCCUGGAGGACGGCAAUGAGUACCUGACCCAAGCUCUCUUUGAGGAAAUACUGUUAGAUCCUGCAUAUUCACCUUCUGCCUGCAUCUUCGAGGAUCCACAGAAGGACACUCAGGGUGACCUCGAGGACCUGCAGUCCUCCAGCGACGAUGGGGACUACACGUGGACCCCUACCCGGCGGAUCUCACUCCUGCCCACAGCCGGGAGGAAGGCCAGGAAGGGCCGGGCCAGCCGGCGUCCCUCCAAGUCCAAGGGGAGCAAGAAAGCCCCUGGCACCCCCCAGAUGAAGAAGAAGUGUGUCAACGGCUUCAUCAUGUUCUGCAGGAUGAACCGGAAGCAGUACAUCCGAGCCUGCCCUGGGACCGCAUCCACGGCUGCCACCAAGGAGCUGGCUCAACUCUGGCGGGUGAUGACCCUGCAGGAGCGAAAACCAUACUGCACCAAGGCGCGCAGGUUCAGCCGCCAGCACAACCGGAUCGUGAAGCAGGACAGCUCCAGCAGCGAGGACGAGGACUGGGAGACCCCCAAACCCUUCUACCAGCUGUUGGCCGAGAAGGCCCGAGGCUCCCCAGACCCAGUCUCUCCGGAGUCUCCUCAGCAAGAGUGAGGGUGCCGCACCCUCCCUUGGGCCCUGCUGCUGUUGAAACCAGGAACCUGUGAUGGUUUCCUGGGCCUCACCCCCGCUAGUGCAGGUCCCCCCAGGUUGGCAGGCAGCGUUAUUUAUUGAUCCCGAUGCUUUGUGUUUGCCUUGUAUGGGGCAGUCUGAACUUCUGCCCUGAGGCUGGCAAGCCUCUCACAGCCCCCUUCUACCCUGGGUGGGCGAAUCAGAGAAGCCAGAGAGAAGGUGAAAGGAGCCCUCCUCCCACCCGAAUGAAAUGCAGGGAGGUGAAGUUUUCCUCUGCCUGUCCACUGCCCAGCCCAGAAUCUAAUGCUUUCCACCCUGUUCAAUCUCACCUCACUUUCCUCCUCCUACCCUAUUUAUAGAUUAUUUAUUAUUUUCAAUGAAAUAAAACUGUUACUAGCAAGAGACAA
Messenger RNA from Odocoileus virginianus texanus, 3274 nucleotides. It is a transcript of the gene MEIOSIN, whose product is annotated as meiosis initiator. Gene Ontology annotation, molecular function: protein dimerization activity. NCBI's taxonomy places the organism in Eukaryota, Metazoa, Chordata, Mammalia, Artiodactyla, Cervidae. The record is from RefSeq and is a predicted model, not a curated record.